This is a messenger RNA of Lachancea dasiensis, 1365 nucleotides long. The record is from the annotation of a GenBank genome assembly. NCBI's taxonomy places the organism in Eukaryota, Fungi, Ascomycota, Saccharomycetes, Saccharomycetales, Saccharomycetaceae.
AUGGAAGACAGGGCGUCUGAAAUGGCUAUAAAAGACUCCUUGGAGAGCCCAAGGAUGGUUGCAAAGAGGCGGAAUAAUGUAUCCGAUGUGGACUUGGUCAAGAGGGCAAAAUCUGUGGAGUCUGAGGAGCCCGCGUCUGAAGUUACGGUACCUGAGGUGGUGGAACGUGAUGCAGGCGAUGAACUUCUGAGUAUUGACAAAGAGAUAAACACUCUCGAGGAACCAACUCCUGAAGCCAAUCGGCCUGAUAGCUCUGAAGCGGGAAUAACGAGGUUUGUGUUUGACGGUCAGCAGUAUCAAUUUAAAGAGCGUGCAAGUGUCAUUGAGGAGAACGAAGGAAAAAUAGAGUUUAGGGUAGUCAACAAUGAUAAUACCAAAGAGAACAUGAUGGUUCUGACUGGACUGAAAAACAUUUUCCAAAAACAAUUGCCUAAAAUGCCGAAGGAGUACAUUGCCAGACUUGUAUAUGACAGAAGUCACUUGUCAAUGGCGGUAGUUCGCAAGCCGUUGACGGUGGUAGGGGGUAUUACGUACAGGCCAUUCGACAAUCGUGAGUUUGCAGAAAUUGUCUUUUGUGCUAUUAGUUCAACUGAACAAGUACGAGGUUAUGGUGCACAUAUGAUGAACCAUUUGAAAGAUUACGUGCGGGCCACGUCUAGAAUCAAAUACUUCUUGACUUAUGCUGACAACUACGCCAUCGGCUACUUCAAAAAACAAGGCUUUACUAAGGAGGUCACUCUCGAGAAAAGCAUAUGGAUGGGGUACAUAAAGGAUUACGAGGGUGGUACGUUAAUGCAGUGCUCAAUGCUACCGCGAAUCAGAUACCUAGACGCUGCAAAGAUCCUACUUCUUCAAGAGGCAGCUAUACAACGAAAAGUACGACUAGUCUCGAAGAGCACUGUGGUUCAUGCAGGCCUUUCUCACUUCAAAGAUUUAACCAAUAUCAAGCCGAUUGAGCCAAUGGAUAUUCCCGGCCUCAAAGAGGCCGGUUGGACACCUGAAAUGGAUGAACUGGCUCAGAGACCGAAGAGGGGCCCUCACCAUGCUUCAAUGCAAAACAUAUUAACUGAGGUGCAAAAUCACGCAGCGGCAUGGCCCUUUUUGCAACCAGUUAACAGAGACGAAGUUGCAGAUUAUUAUGAAUUUAUCAAGGAGCCUAUGGACUUAAGCACGAUGGAAAUGAAGCUAGAUAACAAUAGGUAUGAGAAAAUGGAAAACUUUGUUUACGAUGCCCGCCUCAUUUUCAACAACUGUCGAGCAUACAAUGGUGAGAACACAUCUUAUUUCAAGUACGCCAACAGACUUGAAAAGUUCUUCAAUACCAAGGUAAAAGAAAUACCCGAAUAUUCACAUCUAGUAGACUAG